Hypoxylon fragiforme is the source of this 2481-nucleotide messenger RNA. RefSeq lists its product as uncharacterized. The transcript is spliced from 2 exons. Bases 1 to 2481 code for a protein of 826 amino acids. Lineage: Eukaryota; Fungi; Ascomycota; Sordariomycetes; Xylariales; Hypoxylaceae. Gene Ontology annotation, molecular function: transmembrane transporter activity. The record is from RefSeq and is a predicted model, not a curated record. Gene Ontology annotation, biological process: transmembrane transport.
AUGCAUACGAUCAUUCCUGCCAGAACACCACCUGAUGUUCAUGUAGGCGCGGUUGAAGGCUUAGGUUAUAACUAUGAGAUAUUGCCUUCCGAGCCAGUAAAAUAUCGGGGGCUGAUAAAACCGGAUGUCCACAGCGGAAAUAUUAGAGGACCACCAUAUCCAGAUCAAGUGUCAAAUAUUCGUGGCCUCCGAAAACCUAAGAAACAACCAACAACUAAAAAUAAGACACGACACCACGCUACCAAUGAUGAUUGCGUCUUGCCUAUGCCUCCACCUGGGAAUCGGCUCAAGAGAGAAUGCAUCUCUCCAUUACCUCACGCCUACGACGAGGAUGAUCCAACAGGAGUUAUUAAGCCCCGUACCAGAGACGUCCCUAAUAGCAGAGAAGUUAGAGAAUAUAUUCGUGUUUUCCAUCAGCCGCCCAUCGCACCUAGACAGAGCUCUAGGAAUCUUCGCGAAGCCGAGGAGAAGGAUGCUCAGCCUCAUUGCACGUUUUGUGAUGUUAGCCGCUUGGACGUCGAUGCCUGUAGCUUGAACGGGGGCACAUCUGACGAUGUGAUAGACUUUUCCACGCAAUAUAACCCCAGCAGUAGGCCAGGAAUCGAACGCUUAGACUUCAAAAAGUCGAUGCGUGGCCACAAGCAGAAUGACACGACUACGAAGACUGGUACGACUCAAAGACAACUACCGGUCAAACGCACCCACGAGGUACGUAACAUCAGUCUUCGAAGAAGGUCGCAUGUCAGUAUUCGAGAUGGACAACGGUUCAGUCUUGCUAAAUCCGUGAAACGACAACCAACAAUCGCCCGCGACUGGUCGCCCGCCCGCAAAAGAUUUGUCGCUUCUAUUGCAUGCAUCAGCACCGCCCUAAUCGGCGUCUUGGUUGGAAUUUAUGCAGGGCUGGUUCCGUCUAUCCAGUACUAUAUUGCAGAUUUCCACCACUAUUCGAUUCUUGGCAACGUCGGUUUCUAUCUUGGAAUGGCUCUUUCAACAUUCUUUUGCUGGCCGUUACCUUUACUACAUGGUCGCAAGCCGUACAUCGUGUGCAGCUUAUGCGUGGCUAUGCCCCUACUGUUUCCCCAAGCAAUUGCGGUCAGUACUCCUCGAUCUCCGUACACCGACGUGUGGAGAUGGGCCCUACUUCUUCCCAGGGCUAUCAUGGGCUGCGCUCUGGGGUUUGCCAAUAUGAAUUUCCAUUCCAUGCUGACUGACCUUUUUGGCGCUUCUUUAAUGAGUAGCAACCCGCACCAAGAAAUCGUUGACCAUUGCGACGCAAGGAGACACGGGGGUGGGCUCGGCGUUUGGCUUGGCAUCUGGACAUGGUGCUUCAUCGGCUCAUUGGGCAUUGGUUUCUUGAUCGGUGCUAUGGUCAUUGAUAGCUUGAAGCCAUCGUGGGGGCUAUACAUCAGCAUUAUGCUGAUUGCUGCCGUCCUUCUUCUUAACGUUCUCUGCCCGGAGGUCCGACGGUCAGCCUGGAGGCGUUCUGUAGCCGAAGUCAAGGUCGGUUCAGUAAUAUCCCGAAGAGUGGCUCGCGGUGAAAUCAUGAUGCACCGUGUGAAGGAUGGCCCGAAAUGGUGGGGUCAAGAAAUGUAUCAUGGUGUUGCACUUUCUCUAGAAAUGCUCCGCCAGCCUGGCUUUGUAGUUAUGGCUGUGUACUCCGCAUGGAUAUAUGCCCAAGUUGUUCUGAUCAUUGUCCUUCUGGGAUCUUUGUCAUCUAGACACUACCGUUUUCGGUCUCCAUUCGUGGGCGCUGCAGUAUCGUCCGUUGCUAUCGGUGCGCUAGCAGCAGUGCCGUUCCAGAAGGCCAAUCUCUUCUCUCGAUCCCGCUCUACAGGUCCAUUGACAAACAGUAUGACCUUCGAUAAAGCAGUAACUUGGACUUCCCACCUUGUCCGCCGAGCAAUUUUCGUGAUCGUACUUCCGAUUGCAGGAAUUUUGUACACUAUCGUCUCUUCUGGCCCACCCAUUCAUCUCGUAUUUCCCUGCAGCUUUGCAGCAAUCAUUGGCUUCUUAUCAUGCCUCGCCAUAGCUGAAUGCAAUGGCAUGCUGAUGGAGGCAUGGGAUUGUUCUGAUCUCCAGCCUGGCAUGACGGGUCGCUCCAGGUCAGGAAAAGAUGGCAUGAAAAGAAUCAACUAUUCAUCAUUCCCUCGAGUGACCGCCGGAUGGAACACCAUCCACAGUAUUGGGUUCAUUUUCGCUGCUGGUGCGACUGGCAUUGGGGGUAUAGCUACUCGAAAUCUAGGUCAAAGGGCCGCGACAGGUGUCGUUGCAUCCAUCCUUUUCAUGCUUUCGCUUUUACUUUUGGGGGUAUUUGCUCGAUUUCGAAGAUUGCAAAUCAUUCCAAACUCGAAGAGCAUGGAAAUGGACAAAUGGACACAAGAGCGACGGGACAGCCUCCGCCGUCGUGCCUCAGCAAUUGCUGCCGCGAAAGCCAACGGUCUCCAAGACGUGUCUGAAAUCCCUGAAGAAGACAUUGGCUAG